AUGGCAGGGAAGGACAGCAGCAUGCAGGCGUUCGUGAUGGACUUCAUGCUCGGCGGCGUGUCUGGGGCAGUGUCGAAGACGCUGACUGCCCCGAUCGAGCGCGUGAAGCUCGUGGUGCAGACGCAGGAUGCCAACCCGAAGAUCCGCAGCGGGGAGGUGCCCCGCUACACCGGCAUGGUGGACUGCGCCCAGCGCAUCAUGAAGGAGCAAGGCUUCAAGCGAUUCUGGGACGGCAACCUGACCAACUGCAUCCGCUACUUCCCGACCCAGGCCUUCAACCUGGCCUUCAAGGACACGUUCAAGAAGAUGUUCCCGAAGUACAACCCAAAGACCGAGUUUUGGCAGUUCUUCGGCGCCAACCUGGUGUCGGGUGGUUUGGCAGCCGCCGCCAGCAUGACCAUUGUGUACCCGCUGGACUAUGCCCGGACGCGCUUGGCGUCGGACGUGGGGUCCGGCAAGAAGACCUUCAGCGGACUGGGCGACUGCAUCAUGAAGACUGUGCAGGGCCCCGGUGGCUUCUUUGCCCUGUACACCGGCUUCGGCGUGUCUGUGUGCGGCAUCAUCGGCUACCGUGGCUUGCAGCUGGGUACCUUCGACACCAUCACUGGCCUGAACCCCUACAAGAAGGACAAGGGCAUCCUGGGAGCCAUCAGCACUUUCGGUGCGGCGCAGACGGCCAUCACCAUCGGUGCAGGUGCCACCUAUCCCUUCGACACCGUUCGAAGACGCCUGCAGAUGCAGUCCGAGAAGCCUCCUGAGGAGCACAUCUACAAGGGCACCGCUGAUUGCUUCAAGAAGAUUGCCGCCGAGGAGGGCCGCGGCCCCAGCUGCACCACCAAGGGUCGCCAAAGGAUGCCAAGGGCACAGGCAGAGACAGGCUUGGUCGCCGGCCUCUACAAGGGAUUCCUGGCCAACGUCGUGCGCAGCGUGGGCGGCGCAUUGGUGCUGGCCGGGUGUCGUUGCCCUCCGCUGAAUGUGAUUUAUGCAGACCUGGACGACUGCGUCCGUUUCCGCGCCAGCCAGGAUGUGAUUGUUCCCAGUUGA
Messenger RNA from Symbiodinium sp. CCMP2456, 1044 nucleotides. The record is from the annotation of a GenBank genome assembly. NCBI's taxonomy places the organism in Eukaryota, Dinophyceae, Suessiales, Symbiodiniaceae.